CCAACAUCGAGGAAGUCAACGUUGUCAAAUGUCGUUCAGGUUAUCGGUCUUUACCGUUUGCAUUUGUGUCGUGAUUUGGUUGACUAGACUUGAUGCCAAGAGAGAGACGUCUCCCCAAGAGAUUUAGGUCUUCUGAUGAUAGUGAUCAAGAGGGUGGCAGCAGUAGCAUAGAUCAUCAUCAGAAGAGUCUUGCUACAAAUCAACCACCAAGUCCAAGUAAGAAGAAAAAGAAAGUUAUUAAAGAGGUAGCCAGUCCUUUGCCAGAUCUUGUUUCUUCACUCCAAGUAUUAACUCCAAAACCAUCAAUUGCUGAUCGGUCUCCAAUUAUCAGUGUCGCUCGACAACUACCAAACAGCAUGAAUCAAAAUACUGGAGUAAACAACUGCCCAACAAACAAUUUCACAAACAUGAACUCAUUCAACCAGCAGCAGUCACAGCAGCCUCUGUUGACAAAUGUUGCUCAUUCUGGUUCCCAAGGUAACAUACCAUUGCAGCCAAUCAUUAUUAACCCUAAUGAUCCAAAUGCACCUGCCAUCUAUCCGUGUGGUAUCUGCCACAGAGAAGUCCAUGACAAUGAUGACGCCAUAUUGUGUGAAAGUAGCUGUAAUUUCUGGUUCCAUCGGAUAUGUACAGGAAUGACAGAGGCCGCAUAUACGCUACUAACAGCUGAACAGUCAGCAGAGUGGGUGUGUGAUAUGUGUAUUGGCAAGAAGAAAAAGGUUCCCAUGACAAGAAUGAAAUGUAAAUGGUAG
Messenger RNA from Saccoglossus kowalevskii, 752 nucleotides. RefSeq lists its product as uncharacterized. The record is from RefSeq and is a predicted model, not a curated record. Lineage: Eukaryota; Metazoa; Hemichordata; Enteropneusta; Harrimaniidae.